AUGAGUCAGGCCCUUGGGCACACAGUGGUUCUGGAUUUAUUGCAAGAGCUAGUGGUCAAAACACCCAGAAAACUUCAAAGAGCUGGAAUGGUCAAGGAGAGGAAGUAUAAAGGGAAGCAAGAGUAUGACAUUGUGAUACAGCAGACUAGGGAGGAGAAAUCUCUGACUGUUUCUGCAGGAAACUGGGGAAUGCUGUCUCAGCUGGCUGCUAGCAGCAGUCUCUGGUUUCUGAAGCAGGGGUGUGUAUGCCUUAAGGGCGUCUCUCCUAUUUCCAUGAGUCAGGGUGAGGAAACAGUGACCUCGAGGGAUAUUUUAGUCAGCGUCUUUCGUCUUGUCACUUACGGUAUUGAGGUUCUGACCAUACCUACCUUCAGUCCCGUGGGAGGCUUUGAAGGUCAUUUGUCCCGACUGUCUCUCUUCUUCUAUGGACUUUAUCAUGCACGACUAGUCUCCAGGGCCCUGAUAUGCAACUACCCUGUCCAGUAUCUGCCACGCCAUCCCUGGAGCAAAGGAAGAUGGGCAAGGCUGAGACAAAUACACUAUGUUGGGCUGGUGAAGAUAUUAAGUGCCUGCAUUUUAGUAGCUCAAGAGCUGCAUAACAUACAUGGACAGUUUGUACUCAUCAGCAAGAUAUAUCAUCAGAGAAACUUUUUGUACCGCAAACAGUGGCAGCAUCUCACUCUAUAUAUUACCUUCUUCCUGAGCGGGUGUGUAGAUGUGGUGAGCCAGAACGUGCUGCCCCAGAGGUGUGCUGCUCUGGAGCAAGGUGCCCAAGCCCUGGGCAUGUUUCUGUUUCUGCCUCUGAUGGUGUCUCACAUGCAGGACUCAGAAGGUGUGGAGCUGCAGUCUCACAUCCUGCUCACUCAGGCCAUAUUCCUGCUGGCGUUGGUGGUGAUCGCAGAGCUGUGGGCCCCUGAUGUGCUGCAACUUUGGGUGAUGAAGGCCUUUUUUUAUAUGAUGACAGGCUCUUGGCUGAUUCAGAUAGGCUUUAUGCUGUACAAACCAAUUUCUGGCUAUAAAUGGAUGGAUGAUGACAAAAACAACAUUAUAUUUGUCACCACCUUCUUCUGCUGGCAUGUGGCUUCCAUUGCCAUUUUGAUGAUCUGGGUCUAUGGCUUCUCUUUUUUGUGGUAUUGUUACAUUUGUUGA
Molecule: messenger RNA, 1149 nt
Organism: Puma concolor (puma)
Lineage: Eukaryota; Metazoa; Chordata; Mammalia; Carnivora; Felidae
Source: RefSeq, a predicted model, not a curated record